AUGCACGGACCACUUGCACUGGUGCUGUUCGCAGCCUCUGCCCUCGCUGGCCCUGCCAUCGAGCAGCGGCAAGCUACUCUUAGCUUGGAUGAGUUCAUUGCUCAAGAGAGGAGAAUCGCAGUUGCUGGUGUCCUAGCGAACAUUGGUCCAGAUGGCGCCUCUGCGCAGAAUGCCUCGCGUGGUGUAGUCAUUGCAGGCCCUGGUAUUGUCAACCCGGACUAUCGUUACACUUGGACCCGCGACUCUGCAAUGACAAUUCACGCCAUUAAUGAGGAAUUCUUUGUCGGCAAUGCCUCUCUGCAAUCGACGAUUGAAGACUACAUCUACGCCGAGGCGAUCAGGCAAACGGUCAAUACUCCUCUGGGCGAUCUGUACCCUUGGGGCACCGGUCUCGGUGAACCGAAAUAUCAAAUCAAUCUCACACGCUUCCAUGGCGUAUGGGGAAGACCACAGCCGGACGGACCUGCCCUUCGAGCCAUCACUCUCAUGGGCUACAUCGACUAUCUGCUCGACAACGGUGGGAUGGCUCAAGCUAAAAGAAUUAUCUGGCCGAUUGUAGUCAACGAUUUACUUUUUGUCGCCCAGUAUUGGAGCAUCAUCAGUUAUGAUUUGUGGGAAGAAGUGGCCGGCAACUCCUUCUUCACGAUCCAGUCCAUGCAUCAUUCAUUAGUAGAGGGUGCACACAUGGCCACGCGUUUGGGCUACACAUGCCCCCAGUGCGAGUCACAAGCUCCACAGGUGGCUUGUUUCCUGGCGAACAACUUCUGGAACGAAACUGGACAGCACGUCCUCGCAAACAUCAACACUCCAGAAGGCUUCAGCCGCUCAGGCAUUGACUCGAACUUCCUCCUUGGAGCGGCCGAGAACUUUGAUAUUGAUGCGCCUUGUGACAACGCUUAUUACCAACCGUGCAGCAGCAGAAUCCUUGCAAGCCACAAGGCGUACGUCGAUUCCUUCCGCGAGAUAUAUCCCAUCAACGCCGGCAGGCCUGCCAAUGGUGCAGUCGCGACUGGUCGCUAUCCCGAGGACACUUAUUACGGCGGCAAUCCAUGGUACAUUUGCACUCUCAAUGCUGCCGAAGUCUUGUACGAUGCGGCCGCCCAGUUCCGCCGCCAAGGCCAGCUCACGAUUGACUCAACUUCCCUGCCAUUCUUUCAACAGUUGUACCCUUCGGCUGCGGUAGGGACUUACAACGCUCCAAGCGGCUGGUGGCAAAGGCACUCCUGGGGUUGGUCUCGUUGGGGCGAAAAAACGUGGGGAAAACCGUCGUGGUGGGGACCAGGCAGAGGCUACGGCAGGGGACGCAACGGCAAUCAAAGAGGCUCGGCUUUCACAGAUAUUCUCGCCUCCAUGACAACCUACGCUGACGGCUUCGUCUCUGUUGUGCGCGAAUACACCCCAGCCAAUGGCUCUUACUCCGAGCAGUACAACAGGACCACCGGUGAGAUGCUGUCCGCAUACGACCUCACCUGGUCUCUCGCCGCCUUUGUCACAAUGACACAGCGACGUAACGGCCAGUACCCAGCAUCCUGGGGCUUGAGAGAUGUAGCUCCUCUGCCGUCGUCAUGCAACACCGCAGGCGCCGGGCCUCAGAACUACGCUCCCGCCAUCGAGGCCGGCGCGCCUCCAGUCGACAUGUCCUGCACCGUACAAAUCACCUUCCGCGUCAAUGCCACCACUACCUUCGGCACCAACAUCUACAUCUCCGGCAACAUCUCCGACCUGGGCAACUGGGCUCCAGAUUACGAACCGAUGACGCCGCCCAGCUAUCCCAUCUGGGAGGCCAUCGUCGAAGCUCCGCCGAAUACGGUCGUCAGCUACGCGUAUGUGCAGCAAAACCCUGCGAACUAUACGUUUGAGGUGGGGAAUAGGACGAUUACUACGCCGGAUUGUGGGAAUGGGAGGGUUCAGUUGAGCACGCUGGAUGCGAUUCGGGGGCCGGGGACUGUCAUUACGGAGAACUAUUGCAAUCCUGAUGUUACGCGUUGUUGGUAG
Messenger RNA from Coniosporium apollinis CBS 100218, 1995 nucleotides. RefSeq lists its product as uncharacterized. Gene Ontology annotation, biological process: polysaccharide catabolic process. NCBI's taxonomy places the organism in Eukaryota, Fungi, Ascomycota, Dothideomycetes. The transcript has 3 exons. The record is from RefSeq and is a predicted model, not a curated record. Gene Ontology annotation, cellular component: fungal-type vacuole. Gene Ontology annotation, molecular function: glucan 1,4-alpha-glucosidase activity; starch binding. The coding region runs from base 1 to 1995 and encodes 664 amino acids.